This is a messenger RNA of Porites lobata, 405 nucleotides long. NCBI's taxonomy places the organism in Eukaryota, Metazoa, Cnidaria, Anthozoa, Scleractinia, Poritidae. The record is from the annotation of a GenBank genome assembly.
AUGGAGGCUUUCUCUGUCUAUUGCCUUAUUAUGAUCUCCUUCUUCCCGCACCGCUCUCGAGACCUAUUGCAGUAUAAACUACUCAUCUUGAGGACAUACCGUCAGUUAAGCGGGAAGGUUUGGCUGGCCUAUGACAGAGCGUUCCAGGAGCAUGCUGCAGCUGCAAAUGUCGUUGACUGGUAGUCCAUAAACGUCCAGCUGUUUAACUUCCAUGCUGCGGGAGCCUCGGCUCGUGGACCCAAUGUCUCUUCGACUGACUCAUCAGAACCAGCUGGAGCAAGUGCCUCUCAUCAGAUUCUGUGCAAGUCAUGGAACAAAGGUCGUUGUGUGGCCCCAUAUGCCUCCUGUCGUUAUGCCCACCGCUGUUCCAGCUGCUCUGGUGCACAUCGUGCUGUCAACUGCCCA